AUGGUUCCACCAUCGACGGGCUCCAUCGACUUUGCUCCUCCGCUACGGCUACCGUGGGAUGAUUAUGACCCACCGGGGUAUGAAUCACCGCCGAUACGUACCUGGUAUCCGCCACCGCCGCCGUCUUCAGAUUCAGAUAAUGGAUGGGUACUCGCGGUAUUGCUCGUCUUCGUCUUCGUAGUCUGCAUGAUCGGAGUCGUUUUAAAGGUUUACCGCAGCAAGCAAGCUCACACCGAGGCAGCGGCAGAAGCAGCCGCUGCCGCUGCCGCUCGAACUCGAGAGUUGCCGUGGCCGCGGCAGUUGCCGGGGCUAGAAUCCCUCUGGCAACAUGAUGAGGUGCAGCUGCCGAGAACCCGUGCUACCAACCCGGGGGCCCGCGCUACAAACCCGACGGCCCGCCUCCCGGCGUUCACGUACAACCGGUCCGUGAAGCACAACGUGACGGGUGGAGGAGAGGAAGUGGCGACGUGCUCCGUGUGCCUCGGCGUGUUCCAGCUAGGUGAGACGGUGCGGCUGUUGCCGGCGUGCAUGCACCUGUACCACGUGGAGUGCAUCGACCCGUGGCUGGACGCGCACUCGACGUGCCCGAUCUGCCGCUCGGACGCCGACCCGACGAUGAACGACGCUCGCCCACCUCCCGUUUAA
Molecule: messenger RNA, 645 nt
Organism: Triticum dicoccoides
Lineage: Eukaryota; Viridiplantae; Streptophyta; Magnoliopsida; Poales; Poaceae
Product: RING-H2 finger protein ATL46-like
Exons: 1
Coding region: 1-645 (214 amino acids)
Source: RefSeq, a predicted model, not a curated record